AAUUAAAUAUUUAUAGUGUGCGAACUUGAAUCUUAAACAGAGGAAAGAACAUCUGUGGGCGGCUCCUUCUUCUUCUACUUCACACUCUUCUGUGGUGAGCGCAAUUAUUUGUUUAUGUUUUUUGAUAAGUUUUCCUCAACACAAACGCUAAAUGCUAUUUUCUAUCUGGUAGUUUACUGGACUGAAUUCUGCGUGCCUUUAGAAAGACUGGGAAUUGAAAAUGGCAAACAUAGACAUUGAGGGAAUUUUGAAGGGUAUUCCAAGUGAUGGCCGUGUCCCCAAGACAAAAAUUGUGUGCACUUUGGGGCCAGCGUCCAGGUCAGUGCCAAUGCUAGAGAAGCUCCUUAGAGCUGGAAUGAAUGUUGCCAGGUUCAACUUUUCACAUGGGACCCAUGAGUACCAUCAGGAGACUCUGGACAAUCUAAGGAUUGCUAUGCAGAACACUCAAAUUCUUUGUGCUGUAAUGCUUGAUACCAAGGGGCCUGAGAUUCGAACUGGUUUCUUGAAGGAUGGAAAACCUAUUCAACUCAAAGAAGGCCAGGAAAUUACUGUAACUACUGAUUACAGCAUUAAAGGGGAUGAACAAACAAUCUCAAUGAGCUACCAGAAGUUGGCUGUCGACUUGAAGCCUGGAAAUGCUAUUCUCUGUGCUGAUGGUACUAUCACCCUUUCUGUUUUGUCAUGCGAUCCAGCUUCUGGAACUGUGAGAUGCCGUUGUGAAAAUACUGCUAUGCUAGGGGAGAGAAAAAAUGUGAAUUUACCUGGUGUGGUGGUGGAUCUUCCCACGCUUACAGAGAAGGACAAAGAAGAUAUCCUCCAAUGGGGUGUUCCUAAUAACAUUGAUAUGAUUGCGCUCUCAUUCGUGCGCAAGGGCUCUGACCUGGUUAAUGUGCGUAAGGUUCUUGGUCCUCAUGCCAAGCGUAUACAGUUAAUGUCGAAGGUUGAAAAUCAAGAGGGAGUGAUUAACUUUGAUGAAAUCCUUCGUGAGACGGACUCAUUCAUGGUUGCACGCGGUGAUCUUGGAAUGGAAAUUCCAGUUGAAAAGAUUUUCCUGGCACAGAAAAUGAUGAUAUACAAGUGUAAUCUUGUAGGCAAGCCUGUUGUAACGGCCACACAGAUGCUUGAGUCCAUGAUUAAGUCUCCAAGACCCACUCGCGCUGAGGCAACCGAUGUAGCUAACGCCGUUCUGGAUGGUACUGAUUGUGUUAUGCUGAGUGGGGAGAGUGCUGCUGGGGCUUAUCCUGAGCUUGCUGUAAAAGUUAUGGCUAAAAUCUGUAUUGAAGCAGAGUCUUCACUGGACUAUGGGGCGAUCUUCAAGGAGAUGAUUAGGUCUACCCCACUCCCAAUGAGCCCAUUGGAGUCUCUGGCCUCAUCAGCUGUGCGCACUGCAAACAAGGCUAGAGCAAAACUCAUUGUAGUGAUGACUCGUGGUGGGACUACAGCGAAGUUAGUUGCAAAAUAUAGGCCAGCAGUCCCAAUUUUAUCAGUUGUCGUUCCAGUUCUUACCACAGAUUCAUUCGAUUGGGCUGUCAGUGAUGAAACACCAGCAAGGCAUAGCCUGAUAUACAGAGGAUUGAUUCCCCUUCUUGCUGAAGGAUCUGCAAAAGCAACUGAUACAGAAUCAACUGAAGAAAUUUUGGAAGCUGCCCUGAAAUCAGCCACUAAGAAAGGGCUGUGCAAGCUGGGCGAUGCUGUUGUGGCGCUUCAUCGAAUUGGAGCUGCAUCUGUUAUCAAGAUAUGCAUUGUUAAGUGAACUUGGCGUGUGACACUCUUUAACACUUCUGUUUUGCAUUAUGUUUUGAUUUUGCUUAAAUUUGGUAACAAGGGUGAUGAUAUACUUGAUAAGCCUUGAUUCUGGAUCUCAGGUUGAGCAUUUUAUGUCCUUUGUGACCUUCAGUCGAUGUUUUUAAGAAUAUUUUGUGGCCUGAAACUGGAAUGACAAGCUUCCUUUUGAGUGCAGCUUAAUUUUCAAGUUACAUGUCAAGUGUCCGUAGAAGAAAAUAAAAAUGAAUUGAAACUUGUGAACUGAUCCUCAGUUUUAUAAUGCAGUUUCGCCAACUAUUCGACUGAGA
Olea europaea var. sylvestris is the source of this 2072-nucleotide messenger RNA. RefSeq names its product pyruvate kinase, cytosolic isozyme. Lineage: Eukaryota; Viridiplantae; Streptophyta; Magnoliopsida; Lamiales; Oleaceae. Gene Ontology annotation, biological process: glycolytic process. The transcript is spliced from 4 exons. The record is from RefSeq and is a predicted model, not a curated record. Gene Ontology annotation, cellular component: cytoplasm. The coding region runs from base 221 to 1753 and encodes 510 amino acids. Gene Ontology annotation, molecular function: potassium ion binding; pyruvate kinase activity; magnesium ion binding.